AUGAACAAUCGGCCGGUGGAACAGGCUUUGAGCACGUUGGUGCCUACUCAUGCCAAUGACCUCCCGCAAGAACUUCUCAGUUAUGCAAUGUCUCUAGUUGCACAGUCCCGGAGCUUCUCAAGUAGUUUGAAGCCCGAAGAGGAAAUCGCUCGACCAUAUGCCUGUGCAGAAAUCGCUUGCAAAAGAUUGACUCGGACUCUUCAACUUCCUCCACUCCUCGGACACCCGCCAUGUCCGCCGCGCGUAUAUAAAAAGCUCUAUUCAUACCUUGAUCGAUCCCUUACGGCGAGUUCAGCUGGUAUAAAACGAUCAGCGAGUGUGUCAGUUCCCGGAACACCCUCGCGUGCUGGUUCAACGCCUACUACACCUAAGAAGGGCGCGGCAGCCAGGAACACCCCUUCUAAGGCAGUCGCUCCAACACCACGAGGACUACAAAACACACCUUCGAAAUCAACACCCUUGAAACGAAGCAUGAGCACGGCAAAUCGCCUAGAAAGUCCAUCAAAAUCGGCAAGAAAGCCUACAACCACCCGAGUCCAAGAUGGUCAUGAGUCAACCAUCAUUCCAGAUGCGCCUGCUUGGGUGAUGACAGCUAUACGGACUGUAUGCAAGAUUCUCUCAACUCCUGCUCCGCGCACAAAUACCUGGUCGAGGCCUCCAAUCUCGAGGACUCUUCCUCCACACAUCUUUGCGGGUGUGUCCUCUGUCCUUUAUAUCACGUCGAGCAUGUCCAACGACGAGGAGGGAUGGGAUAGGGAGAGUUUGAAUUUUCUGGAGCCUAUUGUGUCUAUCAAUGGCUCUGACAAAGAUGAUGACUUCCAAGAACUGGUAUACGCCUUGGUUGUGGCAGUAUAUUUCCUGGUACUCGCCCGUCGUCGUAAUCCAGGCCCAGAUCAAGAGGCGGAAAUUGAAGCACAGAAGAUGGACAAGAAAACAUUCAUUGAGAUGCGUCAAACGGCACUGAACAGCCUUGGGCUCAAAGCUAAUGACCGAAGGCAUCGCGACGAUGUUGACCAAUGGAUCAGUCUUAUCAUGGAGCAUGGUUGGGCCAACGGCAAGGAAUGGUUUGAGAACAUUGCCUAUGCCGGGCAGCUUUUUGGUGAAGAUGAGGAAGGCAAGUCCUACCAAGACUUGGACGAGGAGGAUGCGACACUGCGGGGUGUCAAGCUCCCAAAACGCACAACGGGCGGGGAUGGAGCUCGUGGCUCGCAAUUAGAUCACGCCCCACGUGGUGGCCUUUUGCCCGGCCUGGGGACGAUGAUGCAGGAUCGAGUGGAUUGGCUGAGCGAUGACCGUCGGGAGGAAUAUGUGGAUUGGAAAGCGGAUAUCAUGGCUCGCAUUGGAGGUGCAGCUGCUUGA
Penicillium paradoxum is the source of this 1359-nucleotide messenger RNA. RefSeq lists its product as uncharacterized. The transcript is spliced from 2 exons. The record is from RefSeq and is a predicted model, not a curated record. Gene Ontology annotation, molecular function: DNA binding. Bases 1 to 1359 code for a protein of 452 amino acids. Gene Ontology annotation, biological process: DNA replication. Gene Ontology annotation, cellular component: nuclear origin of replication recognition complex. NCBI's taxonomy places the organism in Eukaryota, Fungi, Ascomycota, Eurotiomycetes, Eurotiales, Aspergillaceae.